UUUUAUUUUGGCAGUCCGUUGGUCUGUCUUCUCUUAACCUCCACUUCCUGCCUUUAUUUUGUUUUGUUUUUGAUUGUGUGCCCCGCCCUGAUUGGUUUCACCUGUGUCUCAUCACCUUGUGUAUAUCUGCUGUCUUGCUCCUCCCCUUUUGUCUUAGCACCUCAGUGCUGAGUGUUGCAGCUUGUUCCUUGUGUCAUUUGAGGGUUUUGUUUUGUGGCCAGCGGGUUUUGGACUCACUGCCACAGAGAGGAGAGGGAAGUUGGAAAGCAGAGAUCGAUGAAUUGUUGGGUUUGGUUUUCCUGUGAGAAACAUACAGAAGAACUUUCUGAGAGAAGUUGUGUUUGCCCCAGUCGAGGUGUGCUGGCUGUGGUUGUGUCUGACUGUGGUUGUGUCCAGCAUCCAGGCCCUCUAAGCCCAGUAACAAGGCCAUGCUGGGCCACAGCUAAAGCCUCCAGCACCACUAACAAUGGAGCAGGGCUUUACAUGGGGCUGCAGCAAACUGCUGACUGUCCACUAGUGCUAAUACGUCCCUAUUCUGUACUGUCUCGCUGCUGUCGCCUCUCCCUCACGCACACGCACAAGUGCACACACACACACGUAUGUCUAUCUGUCACUCUAUGAUGGCCUGCAGAAGAAAGAGAAAGUUCACUGGUCCAUAUGUUGAUAUGCACACACACUGAUGAGACAGUCCCUCUCUUCUCCUGUCUUGCUCUCUUUCUGUCUCACGUUCUGGUCAUCCCUCCCCUCCAUCCAUCCCCCUCUCUCCCCCAAUCCUGGGACCCCUCCACCGUCUGUCUCUCUCUCUCUCUCUCUCUCUCUCUCUCUCUUGCUUUCUGUCUCUUCGUGGUCCACACUGACAGUGUAGCUCGGUCUCCCGUGGGCCCAAACAUCAAACCGACUCGCCCAGAUCUGCUCAGACACCCGCCUGCCUCCCCUCAGCUCUGACGCCCAGUUCUCCCAGCCCCACGGCCCGUGUGCGGGCUGCUCCGUCGGUGUGUCUCCUCCAUCGGCUUCCUGCUGCGGACCAUGUGUGAGUGUCUGCGUGGAAUAUUCAGAGUCACCUGGACGCCCUCCUCCAAUGCAGACUCUGACAGAGACCAAGAGGACAGCCAUGUUUUCAGCCAGACCAGAGAUCCAGCCGUGAAAGACAGGAGGCGGUCGCCCCCCUCUGACAGAUCCCCAUCCACCCAACAACGCAACCCUCACCACAGCAGCUCCACAGAGGAACAGGAGAGCCCUGAGAGAGUGGUGCAGAAGGAGAAGCUCCAUGCAGAGCUGAAGCAGGUGCUGAGUCAGAAGAGAAGUCACCUGAGAGAGUCGACCUGCCAACUGGCCCAACCAGAGAUGGACUCAGAGCCCACAGACGAACAGACAAGUGGGGAGGAAGCCCCUAAGUCGGUGGAAAUUGUGGUGGAGACGGAGGCGGAGGCUGGAGCCAGCGGCUACAGUGUGACUGGAGGAGGACAGCGAGGGAUUUUUGUUAAAGAUGUCCUUAAAGACUCACCAGCUGCUAAACAUCUCAGUCUAAAGGAAGGUGACCAGCUGCUGAGUGCCAAGGUCUACUUCGACAACGUAAAGUAUGAAGACGCUCUGAAGAUCCUUCAGUGUGCAGAGCCAUAUAAGGUCAGCUUCCAGCUGAAGAGGACCAUCCCUGGAGCAGAGGUCAGCAUGCGGCCUCGUGUUCCCAGUGUGGAGGUCAAAGGUCCCAAAGCCAAGAUGACCAAAAUGAGUGUGAAGGGCAGCAAACCAUUCAAGGCCAAGAAGAAGAGAGGCGGUCGUUUUGGCCUGAAGAGGCUGAAAGAGAAACGCAGAGAGGAGCUGGUGAUAGAGGGAACACCCCCCAGGCUGGAGAAGAGUGACGUGGACGUGGAGUUUUCUCUCCCCAAGUUCAAACAGAGGAGGAGUGUGAAGGCUGAAGCAGAAGGAGCAGCAGCUGUGGGGAAGGCAAAAAGGAGGAUCAGGUUUCCCCACAUGAAAACAAAGGCUUACGCUGGAGCAGAGACGGUGGAAACAGGACAGCUCGAGGGACAGGUGAAUGUCUCUCCAUCUGAGAUACCUGGAGCAAAGGUGAAAGCCAAAGGAAAAGGAUACAAGUUUGGAAUCACCUUUCCUAAGCACAAACAGACAAAGUCAGGCUCUGCCCUGGGAAGUGGAUCUGUGGAGGUGAAGCCCCCAGGCGUGAACAUCCAGCCACCAUCAGUGGAGUUUGGUUUAUCUGGUGAUAAAGACAUUGAUGUGGGAAAGGAAAGCAUUAAGAUUAACACGCCUGAUGUGGAGUUUGCACUCCCUUCAGGAAAAGCUGAGGCUUCUUUGCCGGCUGUGAAGGGAAAGGCAGAAAUUAAAGUUCCUAAAAUUGAAAUCAAAGAAGGAAUUGAUACAGAAGCAGCUGUGGGAGAAGUUAAUGUAGACAUGGGCAAAGGAGAUGCAAAGCUAAGAAUGCCAAAGUUGAAACUGCCCAAAGUUAGACUCUCACGUCAUUCGGAUGAGAUAGAUGGUGACAUCAAGGUAAAAGCCAAAGGGAAGAAAGUGCCUCACACUGAUGUAACACCUCCAAAAGUAGAAAUCAAAGCAGGUGGUGAGAUUGGUCUCCCCGAAGCAAAUAUCAACAAACCAAAAAUCGAAGGUGAUCUCUCCGGGACAGCUGCAUCUAUUCAGAUGCCCUCUGUGGAUAUUUCAUUGCCAAAAAUGAAGGGAAAGUCUGACAUCAAUGUAUCACUCCCAGAGUAUGAAGUAGCCGGGAAGACAGCAGUCAAAAUGCCUGCCAUUGACAUCACUGUUCCUGAUGUUGAUUUGGAAUUGGACACUAAGAUUCCUGAUGAGGUGGAGGGCACUUUUAAAGGGCCCAAAAUUUCCAUGCCAAAGGUUGAUAUCUCAUUACCAAAGAUGGAAUCAUUUGGUGUGGAUACUGAAGGUACAGAAGGUGGAGGGAAAUUCAGCCUACCCUCAGUUGACAUCUCCCUCCCAAAGGCUAAAGCAGAGGGGGGAGAUGUGAAAAUGGACCAUUAUGUUGGUGGCGAUGGGAAGUUCAAAAUGCCUGAUUUUGACAUAUCUUUCCCAAAAAUGAAGUCACCAGAAGCAGACAUAAAUAUAAAAGGACAAGAAGGGGGCUUCAAGUUACCCAAAGUAGGCUUGACCCUUCCCAAAGGCGAAGCAGAAACAACCGAUAUUGAAGAAGGUGGAAAAUUUCAGUCACCAUCAUUUGAUGUCAACCUCCCUAAAAUGACAAGUGAGGUCGAAGUCGAAAUCAAAGGCCCUGAAUUAAAAGGUGGUAAAUUUGAAAUGCCCACACUCGACAUUUCUCUGCCCAAAGGCAAAGUGGAAGGAGAUGUUGAAAGGGAAGGGAAGGGAGGAAAAUUCAAAAUGCCUUCCUUGGAUGUUUCUCUACCAACAGAGGUAAGGAUCGAAGGUCCUGAAGCUAAAGGAGGAAAGUUCCAGAUGCCUGGUCUUGAGGGACCAUCGCAUGAUAUCUCUCUUGCAAAUGUAGAGGGAAACAUACAAACUAAAGGUAAAGGAGGACAUUUUCAUAUGCCCUCAAUUGAUGUUUCUCUCCCCAAAAUAACAUCAAAGCAAGGUGACAUCAACAUUGAGGGACCAGAAAUCAAAGGUGGGGAAAUUAAAGCACCAAUUAUUGACAUCUCACCUCCGCAAGGAACAUUACAAGGUGAUAUCACAUUGGAGGCUGGAGAAAUGGAAAAUAAAUUCAGCCUGCCACCUGUAGACAUUACCCUUCCUGCAGUAAAAUUCCCUGAAGGAGAUUUUCAAGGGCCAAAAGUUAAAGGUGGAAAGUUUGAAAUGCCAAAAAUUGACCUCUCACUUCCUAAAGGAAAAGGCAUACAGGGAGACAUUGACAUUGAUAUUCACUCAGGAAAAGUUGGGGAUAUUGAAGUACCAACCAUUGAUAUUGCACUUCCAAAAGGAAAAGUCAAAGGUGGCAUAAAUGUUAAAGGUCCAACAGGAGGGGUGGGUAAAUUCAAAAUGCCAAAAUUUGAUAUUUCACUUCCAAAGACAAGCCUUCCUGAGUGUGAUGUCAAAGUGGAAGGACCAGAGAUGAAAGGAAAAGUUGAAAUGCCCUCUGUUGAUAUUGCACUCCCAAAAGGAAAAAUAGAGGGAGAUGUUGACAUUGAAGGCCAUGGGGGUAAAGGAGGCAAGUUUCACAUGCCUUCUAUUGAUAUUACACUUCCGAAAAGAAAAACAAAGGAAAUCAAUGUUGAUGUAAAAGGACCUGGAAUUCAAGGAGGAAGCUUUAAUAUGCCAUCACUUGACAUUUCAGCACCUAAAAUAAAAUCUCCUGAGGUAAACCUUGAAGGUCCAGAUGUUAAAGGUGGACAUUUCAACAUACCAGCUGUUGACAUUUCACUUCCAGAAGCAAAUGCAGGCAUCAGCGUAGAAGGUCCUGAAGGGAAAUGCGGGAGAAUAAAAAUACCUAAGUUUGACCUUCCAUUACCAGAGGCUGAUGUAAAAUUUAAAGGGCCUGAGAUCAAGGGCGGGAAGAUUGAGAUACCAGACACUGACAUUUCAUUCCCUAAAGGAAAAGAAGAAGGAGAAAUUGAAUUUGAAGGGUAUGGAGGCAAGUUCCAUAUGCCCUCACUUGAUAUUUCUCUCCCAAAAAUGAAAGCUAAGGGACCAGAGGUAAACAUAGAAGGUCCGGAACUUAAGGGAGGAAAAAUCACCGUGCCAGAUGUUGAUCUUUCACUCACCAAAGGAAAGGUGGAUGCUGACCUCAGUGCUGACGGUCCUGAAAUGAAAGGAGGGAAAUUCAAAAUGCCCAAAUUUGAUGUUUCACUUCCAAAGAUGAACCUGCCAGAGGGCAAUGUGGAAAUGCCAACAGUUGAUAUUUCACUCCCAAAAGGAAAGGUAAAGGGAGUUGAUGUUGAUAUUGAAGGGCCCAAAUUUAAAAGUGACUUUUCAUUUCCCAAAAUUAAGUCUCCAGAGGUAGAUGUUAGCCUUGAAGGCCCUGAGGUGAAAGGAGGGAAAUUCAAAAUGCCUAAAUUUGAUGCUUCCCUACCAAAAGUGAGUCUCCCGAAGGUUGAUGCCAAUGUGGAAGGACCAGAUAUGAAAGGAAAAAUUGAGAUGCCAAGUGUUGAUGUUUCACUUCCCAAAGGAAAAGUUGAGGGUGAUAUAAAUGUUGAAGGCCCUGAGGUGAAAGGAGGCAAAUUCAAAAUGCCCAAAUUUGAUGUUUCACUUCCAAAGAUGAACCUGCCAGAGGGCAAUGUGGAAAUGCCAACAGUUGAUAUUUCACUCCCAAAAGGAAAGGUCAAGGGAGAUGUUGACAUUGAGGGACACGUGGGUAAAGGAGGAAAGUUUCACAUGCCAUCGGUUGAUCUGUCUCUUCCUAAAAUGAAAGCAAAGGGAGCUGAUGUUGAAGGACCUGAAGUUAAAGGUGACAUUUCACUUCCACAAGGAAAAAUUGAAGGUGACCUCAAUGUUGAAGGCCCUGACAUAAAAGGAGGCAAAUUUAAAAUGCCAAAAUUUGAUGUUUCAUUGCCAAAAGUGAAUCUCCCAGAGGGCAAUGUCAAAAUCAAAGGCCCAGACAUUAAGGGAAGGAAGAUUGAAAUGCCAGACAUUGACAUUUCUCUCCCCAAAGGAAAAGCAAAAGGAGAUAUUGAAAUUGAAGGACAUGCUGGUACAGGAGGCAAAUUUCAUAUGCCCUCACUUGAUAUCUCUCUGCCCAAAAUAAAAGCAAAGGGACCAGAGAUAAAUAUUGAAGGUCCCGAUGUUAAAGGUGGAGAGCUAAACAUGCCAUCACUUGAUGUUUCUCUGCCCAAAAUAAAAUCUCCCAAUGUAGAUAUCAGCCUUGAGGGUCCUGAUGUCAAAGGAGGAAAUGUCAACAUCCCGACUUUUGACAUUUCACUUCCCAAAGGGAAAGUUGAGGGUGACAUAAAUGUUGAAGGCCCUGACAUAAAAGGAGGAAAAUUCAAAAUGCCCAAAUUUGAUGUUUCUUUACCAAAAGUGAGUCUCCCGAAGGUUGAUGCCAACGUGGAAGGACCAGAUAUGAAAGGAAAAAUUGAGAUGCCAACGAUUGAUAUUUCACUUCCAAAAGGAACUGCUGAUGUAGAUAUUGACAUUGAUGGGCACAGUGGUAAAGGAGGCAAGUUUCACAUGCCCUCACUUGACAUUUCUCUUCCAAAAAUCAAAGCAAAGGGACUUGACGUCAAUAUUGAAGGGCCUGAAGUCAAAGGUGACAUGUCUCUCCCUAAAAUAAAGUGUCCAGAGGUAGAUGUCAGCGUUGAGGGUCCCAGUGUUGAAGGGGGAAAGGUCAACAUCCCGACUUUUGACAUUUCACUUCCCAAAGGGAAAGUUGAGGGUGACAUAAAUGUUGAAAGUCCUGAGGUGAAAGGAGGGAAAUUCAAAAUGCCUAAAUUUGAUGUUUCCCUACCAAAAGUGAGUCUCCCAAAAGUUGAUGCCAAUGUGGAAGGACCAGAUAUGAAAGGAAAAAUUGAGAUGCCAAGUGUUGAUAUUUCACUUCCCAAAGGAAAAGUUGAGGGUGAUAUAAAUGUUGAAGGCCCUGAGGUGAAAGGAGGCAAAUUCAAAAUGCCCAAAUUUGAUGUUUCACUUCCAAAGAUGAACCUACCAGAGGGUAACGUGGAAAUGCCAACAGUUGAUAUUUCACUCCCAAAAGGAAAGGUCAAGGGAGAUGUUGACAUUGAGGGACACGUGGGUAAAGGAGGCAAGUUUCAUAUGCCCUCGCUUGAUAUCUCUCUGCCCAAAAUAAAAGCAAAGGGAGUUGAUGUUGAUAUUGAUGGACCUGAAAUUAAAGGUGACAUUUCACUUCCAGAAGGAAAAGUUGAAGGUGACAUAAAUGUUGAAGGUCCUGAGGUGAAAGGAGGGAAAUUCAAAAUGCCCAGAUUUGAUGUUUCUUUACCAAAAGUGAGUCUCCCGAAGGUUGAUGCCAACGUGAAAGUACCAGAUAUGAAAGGAAAAAUUGAGAUGCCAAGUGUUGAUGUUUCACUUCCCAAAGGAAAAGUUGAGGGUGAUAUAAAUGUUGAAGGCCCUGAGGUGAAAGGAGGCAAAUUCAAAAUGGCCAAAUUUGAUGUUUCACUUCCAAAGAUGAAUCUGCCAGAGGGCAAUGUGGAAAUACCAACAGUUGAUAUUUCACUCCCAAAAGGAAAGGUCAAGGGAGAUGUUGACAUUGAGGGACACGUGGGUAAAGGAGGAAAGUUUCACAUACCGUCGGUUGAUCUUUCUCUUCCUACAAUGAAAGCAAAGGGAGUUGAUGUUGAUGGACCUGAAAUUGAAGGAGACAUUUCACUUCCACAAGGAAAAAUUGAAGGUGACCUCAAUGUUGAAGGCCCUGACAUAAAAGGAGGCAAAUUUAAAAUGCCAAAAUUUGACGUUUCAUUGCCAAAAGUGAAUCUCCCAGAGGGCAAUGUCAAAAUCAAAGGCCCAGACAUUAAGGGAAGGAAGAUUGAAAUGCCAGACAUUGACAUUUCUCUCCCCAAAGGAAAAGCAAAAGGAGAUAUUGAAAUUGAGGGUCAUGCUGGUACAGGAGGCAAGUUUCAUAUGCCCUCACUUGAUAUCUCUCUGCCCAAAAUAAAAGCAAAGGGACCAGCGAUAAAUAUUGAAGGCCCUGAUGUUAAAGGUGGAGAGCUAAACAUGCCAUCACUUGAUGUUUCUCUCCCUAAAAUAAAAUCUCCCAAUGUAGAUAUCAGCCUUGAGGGUCCUGAUGUCAAAGGAGGAAAGUUCAAUGUCCCGGCUUUUGACAUUUCACUUCCCAAAGGGAAAGUUGAGGGUGACAUAAAUGUUGAAGGCCCUGACAUAAAAGGAGGCAAAUUCAAAAUGCCUAAAUUUGAUGUUUCUUUACCAAAAGUGAGUCUCCCGAAGGUUGAUGCCAACGUGGAAGGACCAGAUAUGAAAGGAAAAAUUGAGAUGCCAAGUGUUGAUAUUUCACUUCCCAAAGGAAAAGUUGAGGGUGAUAUAAAUGUUGAAGGCCCUGAGGUGAAAGGAGUGAAAGGAGGCAAAUUCAAAAUGCCCAAAUUUGAUGUUUCACUUCCAAAGAUGAACCUGCCAGAGGGUAACGUGGAAAUGCCAACGGUUGAUAUUUCACUCCCAAAAGGAAAGGUCAAGGGAGAUGUUGACAUUGAGGGACACGUGGGUAAAGGAGGAAAGUUUCACAUGCCGUCGAUUGAUCUGUCUCUUCCUAAAAUGAAAGUAAAGGGAGCUGAUGUUGAAGGACCUGAAAUUAAAGGUGACAUUUCACUUCCACAAGGAAAAAUUGAAGGUGACCUCAAUGUUGAAGGCCCUGACAUAAAAGGAGGCAAAUUUAAAAUGCCAAAAUUUGAUGUUUCAUUGCCAAAAGUGAAUCUCCCAGAGGGCAAUGUCAAAAUCAAAGGCCCAGACAUUAAGGGAAGGAAGAUUGAAAUGCCAGACAUUGACAUUUCUCUCCCCAAAGGAAAAGCAAAAGGAGAUAUUGAAAUUGAAGGACAUGCUGGUACAGGAGGCAAAUUUCAUAUGCCCUCACUUGAUAUCUCUCUGCCCAAAAUAAAAGCAAAGGGACCAGAGAUAAAUAUUGAAGGUCCCGAUGUUAAAGGUGGAGAGCUAAACAUGCCAUCACUUGAUGUUUCUCUGCCCAAAAUAAAAUCUCCCAAUGUAGAUAUCAGCCUUGAGGGUCCUGAUGUCAAAGGAGGAAAUGUCAACAUCCCGACUUUUCACAUUUCACUUCCCAAAGGGAAAGUUGAGGGUGACAUAAAUGUUGAAGGCCCUGACAUAAAAGGAGGAAAAUUCAAAAUGCCCAAAUUUGAUGUUUCUUUACCAAAAGUGAGUCUCCCGAAGGUUGAUGCCAACGUGGAAGGACCAGAUAUGAAAGGAAAAAUUGAGAUGCCAACGAUUGAUAUUUCACUUCCAAAAGGAACUGCUGAUGUGGAUAUUGACAUUGAUGGGCACAGUGGUAAAGGAGGCAAGUUUCACAUGCCCUCACUUGACAUUUCUCUUCCAAAAAUCAAAGCAAAGGGACUUGACAUCAAUAUUGAAGGGCCUGAAGUCAAAGGUGACAUGUCUCUCCCUAAAAUAAAGUGUCCAGAGGUAGAUGUCAGCGUUGAGGGUCCCAGUGUUAAAGGGGGAAAGGUCAACAUCCCGACUUUUGACAUUUCACUUCCCAAAGGAAAAGUUGAGGGUGACAUAAAUGUUCAAAGCCCUGAGGUGAAAGGAGGGAAAUUCAAAAUGCCUAAAUUUGAUGUUUCCCUACCAAAAGUGAGUCUCCCAAAAGUUGAUGCCAAUGUGGAAGGACCAGAUAUGAAAGGAAAAAUUGAGAUGCCAAGUGUUGAUAUUUCACUCCCCAAAGGAAAAGUUGAGGGUGAUAUAAAUGUCGAAGGCCCUGAGGUGAAAGGAGGCAAAUUCAAGAUGCCCAAAUUUGAUGUUUCACUUCCAAAGAUGAAUCUGCCAGAGGGCAAUGUGGAAAUGCCAACAGUUGAUAUUUCACUCCCAAAAGGAAAGGUCAAGGGAGAUGUUGACAUUGAGGGACACGUGGGUAAAGGAGGAAAGUUUCACAUGCCGUCGGUUGAUCUUUCUUUUCCUAAAAUGAAAGCAAAGGGAGCUGAUGUUGAAGGACCUGAAGUUAAAGGUGACAUUUCACUUCCACAAGGAAAAAUUGAAGGUCACUUCAAUGUUGAAGGCCCUGACAUAAAAGGAGGCAAAUUUAAAAUGCCAAAAUUUGAUGUUUCAUUGCCAAAAGUGAAUCUCCCAGAGGGCAAUGUCAAAAUCAAAGGCCCAGACAUUAAGGGAAGGAAGAUUGAAAUGCCAGACAUUGACAUUUCUCUCCCCAAAGGAAAAUCAAAAGGAGAUAUUGAAAUUGAAGGACAUGCUGGUACAGGAGGCAAGUUUCAUAUGCCGUCGCUUGAUGUUUCUCUGCCCAAAAUAAAAUCUCCCAAUGUAGAUAUCAGCCUUGAGGGUCCUGAUGUCAAAGGAGGAAAGGUCAACAUCCCAACUUUUGACAUUUCACUUCCCAAAGGAAAAGUUGAAGGAGACUUAAAUGUUGAAGGCCCUGAGGUGAAAGGAGGGAAAUUCAAAAUGCCUAAAUUUGAUGUUUCUUUACCAAAAGUGAGUCUCCCAAAGGUUGAUGCCAAUGUGGAAGGACCAGAUAUGAAAGGAAAAAUUGAAAUGCCAACUGUUGAUAUUUCACUUCCAAAAGGAAAAGCUGACAUGGACAUUGACAUUGAUGGGCGCAGUGGUAAAGGAGACAAGUUUCACAUGCCCUCACUUGACAUUUCUCUUCCAAAAAUCAAAGCAAAGGGACUUGAUGUUAAUCUUGAAGGGCCUGAAGUCAAAGGUGACAUGUCUCUCCCUAAAAUAAAGUGUCCAGAGUUAGAUGUUAGCCUUGAGGGUCCCAACAUUGACCUUGAUGUUGAGGGACCUGAGUUAAAAGGAGGGAAAAUCAAAAUGCCAAAAUUUGACGUGUCUUUACCAAAGGUGAGUCUCCCAGAGGGCAAUGUCAGAGUGAAAGCACCAGAGAUGAAAGGAGGAAAGAUCGCUGUGCCAGCUGUUGACAUUUCAGUUCCAGUCGGAAAAGUUGAGGGAGAUAUCAAUAUUGAAGGGCCAUCUGGAAAGGAAAAGUUUGAAGUGCCAGAAGUUAACCUAUCUGGUAAAAAAGGUGGUGGGCUCCACAUGCCAUCUAUUGACCUAAAUAUCCCCAAAUUUGACCUUGACCUCAGCCUGCCUUCUGGUCUGAAAGACAGAGGUCUCAUACUGCACACCAGUGGUCCUGAUGCAUCAGGAGGUUUAGACAUGUCUGGUCUCAGAGGAGAUAUUGAUCCAGCCAAGUUGAAAGUUAAGGGUGCACACAUUGAGACAGGUAGUGUAGAAGGUCCAGGUGCAUCCAUCAAACUCCCCACUGUCAAACUCCCAACAGUUGAUAUCUCAGCUCCAAAGGUGGAUCUAGACUUUGGCCUUGCCAAACCUAAAGGCGAUGAUGUGGAAGUGGAGCUUUUAAAAGCUGAGGGAGGCAGGCCCUCAUCGGGGGGAAGCUUUGAUCUACCUGACAUCUCCCUGAAAGUCCCCAGUUUCUCUCUCCCCAGGUUUGGUGGAAAGUCCAAGAGUGGUGAUUUGCAGGUAUCCGGAAAAACCCCCAAAGGAGAAAUUUCCCUGAGCCCACCACAUGUGGAAGGAGAAAUUAGGGCACCAUCAGUAGAGUUUGAUGGGGAUGGAAAGGUCAAGGUAAAAAAACCUAAAAUCAAAAUGCCUUCAUUUGGUUUCUCUAAAAACAAUGCAGAUGUAUCUGUAUCUUGUCCUGAUGUGGAUGUUAAAGGGAAAAAGGGAAAAACUGACAUUUCUAAACCAGAAAUCAGUGUUGAGAACCCUGAUGAUAAAUCAAAAUACAAAGUGAAAUUUCCCAAGUUUAAAAUAUCAUCACCAAAAGGUAAGCUGCCAGAGGGAGAAUUCGAUACUAAACUCGAAGCAGAUGCAGGAGGGAAAGGUAGCUUUCAUGCACCUGAUGUCAGCAUCAAUCUACCAAAGUUCUCCAUGCCAGGGUUUGACUCUAAAGAAAAAGAUUUAGGUAAGCCAAGUUACACGGAUGCUAAGACCAAGGUUAAAAUGCCUUCUGUCGAGCUGUCACUACCAGCAGCCAGAACACCAGAGACUGAGGUUCUUCUCCCAAAAGCAGAGGUUGAUGUCUCAGAGGCUGAUAUCAGAGGUUAUGAGGGAAACCUCAAAAUUCCCAAAAUGCCAACAAUUGAUGUUUCCAUUCCCAAAAUAAACCUGGAUGUGUCCCUGCCAAAAAUAAAGCAUGGUGCCAAAGUGGAUGGAGAGGGAGAAGGCAAAUUCAAGAUGUCAGAUGUCAAGAUGCCUGACAUUGACAUGUCACUUCCUAAAGGAAAGACGGGCAUUGAAGGAGGUCGCAUUGGAGUCAAUGCAGAGGGAGGGAAAUUCAAAAUGCCUCACAUCAGCAUGCCUGAUGUAGAUAUAUCCCUGCCAAUAGGAAAGCCAAAGAUUGAAGGACCAGAUGGGGAAAUUAAAGGAGGUGAAGGAAAAAUCAAAAUGCCAUCAAUGCCAUUAAUAGAUGUGUCCCUUCCUAAAGGGAAAUCUGGGAAUCUUGACACUGAAAUAGAUGGUGAUGGAGAUGGCAAAUUCAAGAUACCUCAUGUCAAAAUGCCCAGUGUUGAUAUAACCUUGCCAAAUGCAAAAACUGGAAAAAUUGAUACACCAGAUAUUGAUAUAGAAGGAGAGGGGGCCAAAUUCACAAUGCCUGGUAUCAAAAUGCCAAAAGUUGACAUAACUCUGCCCAAAGGAAAGGCUAGUAAAUUAGAGGGACCAGAUGUUGAAAUAGAGGGAGGAGGAAAGUUGAAGAUGCCACAUGUCAAAAUGCCACAUGUUAACAUUAAUCUGCCAAAAGUGAAAACUGCAAAGGUUGACACACCAAAUGUGGAAGCAGAGGUUGGGGGAGGAGGAGCAAGAUUCACAGCGCCCCAUUUUAAUAUGCCUUCAGUUGAUAUUUCAAUGCCCAAAGGAAAGAUUGAAGGUCCAGAUGCUGAAAUAGAGGGAGGUGUCGGAGGAACGUUCAAAAUGCCACACAUAAAAAUGCCAAAAGUUGAUAUCUCUCUGCCAAAAGAACAGAUUGAAGGUCCAGAGGUGGAGCUCAAAGGGGAAGGUGGAAAAUUUAAGAUGCCGCAUUUAAGCAUGCCCUCUGUGGAUAUUUCACUGCCCAAAGGAACGACUGAAGGUGCAGAGGUUGAAAUGGACAUAGAUGGAGGAGGGAAAUUCAAAAUGCCUCAUAUGAAAAUGCCAGACAUCGACAUCAAUCUACCUGGAGGAAAAUCUGGCAAAAUUGAAGGAGUGGAGCUAGAGCUUAAGGGAGAGGGAGGCAAAUUUAAAAUUCCACAAGAGACAAUGACCUCAGUGGACAUUUCAUUACCAGAAAUAAAUACUGAAGUUUCCAAAGUUGAAAUUAAGGGAGAUGGGGGACAAUUUAAGAUGCCUAAUGUGCACUUGUCUCUCCCUAGAGGAAAAGCGAAUAUUGACACACCGGAAGUGAAAGUGGAGACAGAGGGGGAGGCCAUCAAACUGCCACAUAUCAAGAUGCCAAAAGUUGAUAUUUCACUUCCUAAAGGUAAAAGUAAAGAUACUGAAGCACCAGCUAUAAGGAUGGAAGUCACAGGAGGAAAGGUCAAAGGUUCAGAUGUAAAACUUCCAGAGGGGGAUGUGUCAGGUGAAAUGGAGAUCAACUUGCCAACUGUUGACGCAGGAGCAAAAAUUAAAGGUUCACAAGUCACAUCACCGGAUCUGGACAUCAAUUUAAUGCAUAGUAAACCCAAACAAGAGACAGAGGCUAAUGGUGAAGGUGAUUUGCAUGUUGAGGGAGAGCAUAAAGGUCUGAAACUCAAGAUGCCAACAAUUGAUAUUAAAGUUCCAAAAGGAGACGUGGAGCUUGACAUAGGACUUCACAGAGGAGAUGGCAAAAAGGACAAGAAGAAAGUUGAACUACCUGAUUUGGAUCUCAACACAGCAGGAACCAGCAGUAAGAUAAAGGGACCUAAAGUCAAAGGAACAAAAUUCAAGAUUGGAAUGCCAAAGAAGAAAACUGGCAGAGAUGUAACAGGUGGUCAAGUCAAACACAAAUGCGAGGCUGAAGAAAGACUUGAGUAUGAAGUUGACGUUGAAACCCACAACGGACACAAAGAGGAAAAAGAUCGUGUUAACAUUGCAAUACCUGAGGUUACAUUACCAAGUGCGCAAGCCUCAGUCAACAUAGAAACAGGCGGAGAGGGUGGCCCCUCGUCAUCCAGAACAGAAAUCAAAGUCCCCAGGAUUCCUGACAUUGAGUUUGAUAUCGGUACAUCACAGGAUGAAGAUGAUGACAAAACAGAAAAAGGCAAGAAAAUCAAAAUCCCCAAGUUUGGUGUCCCAUUACCCUCCAUCUCCUCUCCAGAGGGAAGACUGAAUAUCUAUGGGCCAGAAAUUCAGUAUGAGGGCCCCAAAAUGCCCAAAGUAAAGAAAGCUGUCUUUGUCUUGGUAAAUCCUCCUCAAACAGAUGAACCGGCUGCAUCCACAGGCCUCUUAGAAGGGGAGACAACAUCUGAGGUUGAGUCAGAGGGCGUCAAAGUGAAGAUGCCCAAAAUCAAAAUGAAACCAAGCUUUGGGAAGUCCAAAGAUAAAUCGGCUGCUGUGGGCACAGAGUGGGAGGGAGAGGGCAAGUCAAUGGGAGGGAAGAUGAAAAUGCCCCAAGUGUCAUUUUCUCCUGGCAAAUCAGGGUCAUUUGAUGUCAGAGGUUCAAGUUCGAGUCUCAACAGUGAACAAGAUGCAAGCCCUCACAAGGGUUCCAAGGACGAUAAAGGGACAUUUAGUGGUAAAAUCAAACUUCCAAAGGUGGAGUUCACCUCUCCAUAUGGCAAGAUGACUGCAGGAGAGGAGCACACAGAAAUGACUGUGAACCUGGGAAAGGAUUCAUCACCAGAAGAAGCAAGGAGAGACACUAAGGAGUUUAAUAUAAAAUCAGGCAAGAUCGCCAUUGCAGGUUUUAACAAGGAGCCCUCGGAGGAAGUGGUGUCGUCUCAUGCCAGAACAGACAUGUUGGACAGGGACAGCUCAGAGUCCCCCGCUGGUUUUACCACAGAGUUCAGCUCAACAAAGUUCCAUGCUUGGAGCGAGGUCAAGAGCAAAAGUAGGGAGUCUGAAGAAAAGGAGUCUUCCCCCUGGUUCAAGGUCCCCAAGUUCACCCUGAAGCCACACUCUACAGGCUUCCUCCAGAUAACCCCAGAGGGCUCUCCUCAGGCCCAGCGGAAGGGGGAAGUGGGAGGCGAGGUCGACGUCUUGGGGUCGUUCUGCCUCCACACCUCAGAUCUCGACUUCACCGCCCAUGAAAUGUCUGAAGAGCACCAGGUCUCCUCCUCUGUCACCAUGGUGACCAAGACCACCAGAAUCACUCGGCAAGUGGUCACCACCGAACCGCAAACGGGUGAAUCUACGACAGUGACGACGACAACUCGCCAGGUGUCGGACAACUACUGAGGAUGCUGUAAUCAUUUCUUUUAAUCUUUCUCUCUUAAUUUUUUGUUUUUCUUUUGGUGAGGUUGCAGUGUUCUUGUAAGCUAAGCCUGCAACGUGGCAGACCUCGAUUAAGUAAAAGUGUUUAUUUUAUAUUUGAAUAGAUGAGGUAUGAAUGUGGUGAAAAGCAACCAGCACUACUGUUAUUGUCACAGCAGACAGAGAAAUAUACAGUAUGCUUCCUUUUUUCAUUUUUAAAUGUGAUUAUUUUUUGUUAUUUUUGAGUUUUGUUAGUUUAGUCCUACUUAUUUAUCACAUUGUGUUUGGUUUUCACUCUGAAUGUAAACAUGUCAGAUUGCUUAAUUAUUUAUUGUUUGUGUGUUCAUAAUGGGCUGGAAUGAUUAAUCUACUCACAUCAGAAUCGUGGUCUUUGACCCAUGAUUUCAUGAGAACUUCAAAAUAAUUCAUGUUGAACCACCACAGUACAGGCCAGAGGAAUAUUUAUGUAUAUACAACUAUAUAACUGCUUUUUUAAAGCAGCAUCCCUUUAAUACAAAGUGUAAUUAUUUUCAUAUUCACCGGAGUCAGAAGUAGAAAUGAUAUUUUUUUGACCUGACGACCGAUUUUGUUUGUGAACAAAAAAAGCGUGAACUUUUUGAGGGUAUAGGCGGCCAUAGUUUUAUAUUUUUAGCAUUUAGCUGGUGCUGUUAGCCAGAGACGGUCGCUGCGAGCGAGCAGGACACUCUGGACUGUUUUUCUGCUGUGGGGAUCAAACCUGUGACCUUCUGCUCACAGGUUGCUCUCAAACAUUUAGGCCACCCUGCUGCUAAUUUAUUUCAUUUUCAUGUUUUUACUGUACGCUGCCUGACACCACUGUAUAGUUUGUGAACGAGGCUGCGACUUCGAGAUGCACCUCCUGACUGAUUUUUCUCAGCUGUGAACUGUGUUAAUUCUCAAAACAUCAAGAGCGAGCUGGGAGUUAAAUUUGGGGAUUUCUGGGUGCUUUGAGCACAUUAACAAUCGGCGAGAAGUGACCCUCCAAAAAAAAACAGCCCUCCAAAACUUAUAUUAUAUUAUGAAUCUUCAAGGCAAGUGUUUUUAGUACUUAAAAUGUUUUUAAUAAUCUGACAUUCUUCUGUUUAUUAUAUGAAUAUUUAUCAGAUAUUACAGUAUAACUUUGAAUGUUAAAAUGAUUAAUGUCAGACUGAUAAAACCAUUUCUAUUAAGUGCCUUCACCAGCGUUUCCGCCAUUUUAAAGUAAAGAAAAAACCUUGCGCUGUCUUUUUGAUAUUUAUUUUAUUGUCCCUACAUUGAGACAAUAAAAUUUAAGUUUCAUUCCCAAAUGCAGUUCCGACCCUUGGAGACUUACUUUUGAAAAACUACUGACUUUAUACACAAGCCCACUUGUAGCCACGUUUACUUAGAAAAGGACAGUUUCAGAGGAUUCAACCACGUGAUGAGCCGUUUUUCACUGUUAAGAAUGAUCACCUUUUACUUUGCGUAGGUUACCUUGCUUGAUAGAUGGAUUGAAACUGUGUGAUAAAAUGCAUGAAGAAAUCCUGACAAAAUUCGCUCCCACAUUUUUCUUAUUAACAAAUUAACACUUUGCCUGUUUUGCAGGUGAGACAUAGAUUUUUAUUUUUAAAAAAAGCUGUGAUGAGAGUAGCGACAUGUCGAGGUAACUCACACUGAGUAGGAUGUAUGUGUAUAGAGAUUUUUACCCUCCUGUUUUAAUCAAGUCUUCGCAUUUCUUUUAGAUAAUUAAGGGUUUCAGUGCCAAGUGUUUUUGUCAAAGCUGCAUUGGAGAGGAUGUUGGUUAAAAUGUUACAUCAAUAAAAUUAUAUUCCCACAAAAGAUAUUUAAAAGACA
Scatophagus argus is the source of this 16779-nucleotide messenger RNA. RefSeq names its product periaxin (gene prx). Gene Ontology annotation, biological process: regulation of RNA splicing. Lineage: Eukaryota; Metazoa; Chordata; Actinopteri; Scatophagidae. The transcript is spliced from 10 exons. Gene Ontology annotation, cellular component: cytoplasm; nucleus; costamere. Bases 1027 to 14934 code for a protein of 4635 amino acids. Gene Ontology annotation, molecular function: protein binding. The record is from RefSeq and is a predicted model, not a curated record.